AUGGUCACCACAUUGUGGGAUGAUGGCUGGGAGAAAGGGGGAACAGAAGGAGGAGGUGAUACAGAUUCUUUCUCGGGCUCCCUGCAACGUUGGCCUCUUCUUCGCCCCCCGAUUGGCUUUGGGGGCUCCCACCCCCCCUCCUCAGCAGCUUCAGAGCUCAGCCUAACAGAGUUAGAAAGGAGAGCCAGGGAGCUGGACUCUGACCUAGAGCACCUAGACCUGUCUCAGCCCCAUAGGGACACCCAGGAUUUGUACCAAACACUGCUGGAGUCACAGAGGGAACGAGCUGACAUGUACCAAACACACCCUGGGCCGCAGAGAGAGAAAGCUGCCCUCUUGACUGGUGUGGGAAGCAGAUCCCAGGUCAGUUUGGAGCUCAGUGCUCUGGCCUCACCAGCUAUGGACACAGACAGACAGUCUGUUGACUGGUCAACCAAAUCUGCUGGGACUUCCACUGUUGGCACAAGCUCCACUAAGGAGGACAGCUCUCCAGACUCCAACGUUACACUGGAGUCCGACUCCAGUGGCGUCUUCCUCUCCUUAUCCAAUCAGAGCCAGGAGGAGGCUGGCUCUGACAGCGACCAGCCAAUCAGUGGCUCCGACCUAGGCAGCAGCAGCACAUCACUGGAGAAAGACGGGGAUGAUGCAGGGUUAAAGGAAUGGGGGAGGGAAGAGAGUACAGAGCUUCAGUGGUGCUACCCAUCACUCCUCAACACUUCCUUGCAUGAAGACAUAGAAGGAGAUGGCGAAAGAGAGGAAGCAUGGCAUGGAAAGAUGGGGGGAGACGAAGAGAGAGGAAUAGAUGAGAAUGGAAGGAGAGCUGAUAAGAUAGGAACGGUUUCAGUUAUUGAGACCUCACUUGACCAUACAGAUGAGGGAUCCACAACUAUAAAUGCCCCACAAAGUGAAGAAAUACCACACAGGAAAAAAGUGACCCUCAUGGGAAGUCCUCCCCUUCCUCUGUCUCCCUCAAAACAACAGAUCAAACACCUUCUAGAUCCUAAUCAGAAGCCAAUCAGAAGCUCAGGACUGGACUGUGGUGACUUAGAUCCCUUUGUCCAAUCGGACAGCUUUGUUUACCUUGCCGUGUCUGCAAGACCUGCCUCCAGGGGUGAAGUCGCCACAUUGACAGAAGUUCCCACCCAUGAUACUAAACAAGACAGUGUACGGCAACAUUCAGACAGCAUGAAAACACACUUGGACCAGUCGAAUACAGAACGGGAUGCCAAGCUGACUCACCUUGUCCCACAAAAACUAGAGGAAGGAGACUUUCUGUGCACUGACAGCUUUGUCUAUCUGGCUGCUCCAGCCUGCCUCCUACUGGGCCCCGCAGGAACCACACCCUACAGCGGCAGGGAGUCAGACUCGGAGAGUUCAGGAUCUGGCCCUGUUGAUCUAUCAGUACUGGGUUGUGGCUCAGUGGCAGGGGACAGUGACUGGGACUCAGACCUGUCCGAUUCCGAUCCCAGUCGCUCCUCCAGAAUCUCAGCUGCUGGUAACAAAUCUGCACGGCCCAAGCGGCUGCCUGCUGAACCAGGCUGGGACUUGUUCGGAGAAACCACUGAACCUGAAGUGCUGAGUGAGCUCUUCACAGAACAGGACAGAAACAUCAAUGGCAAAGCAAGGAAGGUGACCGGGGUUUCCACCAGCAUGGCAGGGACACAAGCCAUUCCCACAUCAACUCAGCCUGUCACUACGCCAAUGAAGGCAGCGACACCAGCAGAGCAGUCGUCAACAACAAAGAAGGUGACAUGGCAGUUUAAACCUGCCCAGAGGUCAGUCUGCACAGGAAGCAGAAAGGAGAAAGAAAAAGAAGCAACAUCAUCGUCUUUGGUAAGGUUCACCGAACUGGGAGGAGGCGAGAACCAUAGACCCUCCCCUUCAUCUUCAUCAUCUUCAUCAUCGUCACCGUCAUCUUCCUCUUCUGGUUGAUUUGUGAAGGAAAUAAUUUUUGUUUGACCAUUUAGAAGGAGCUUUCAUUGCUUGAAAAUGAAUUGGUUGCAAAACGGUAGAAAACAUGUAUAACUUAUAAACUGAUGGCUAUAGCUUUUUUGCCUGUAAAUUCUGACUUUUGCAUCAGCUGCUGCCAUUGCCUUCUUAUGACCUUAUACAGUAAAGGCUGCCAAAAAAACUGUUAAUUGUUGCAUUUUCAGAGAUUAGCCUAC
Molecule: messenger RNA, 2165 nt
Organism: Micropterus dolomieu (smallmouth bass)
Lineage: Eukaryota; Metazoa; Chordata; Actinopteri; Centrarchiformes; Centrarchidae
Exons: 4
Coding region: 1-1932 (643 amino acids)
Source: RefSeq, a predicted model, not a curated record